ACGCGGGGGUCACAAAAUUCCAAUUCCAUUUCCUCCGCUUUUCCUUCAACGUCCCAAUGGCGGCCCAGGACGGAAUCUGUACCGCCGGCGACGCCGCAGCCCGAUCGGCUCUGAUAUUCGUCGGCACCGGCUGCUCCAGCUCCGUCCCCAACUUAAUGUGCCUCAUCCAGCCCUCCGAUCCCCCCUGCCACGUCUGCUCUCAGGCCCUCUCCCUUCCCCCCGACCAAAACCCUAACUACAGGUGCAAUACGUCGCUUCUGAUCGAUUAUUGCCGGAGCGACGGCGAACACCGCUACGUGUUGAUCGAUGUGGGGAAGACGUUCAGGGAGCAAGUGCUGCGGUGGUUCACUCGCUAUAAGAUUCCUAGAGUUGAUUCUAUUAUUUUGACUCAUGAACAUGCUGAUGCAGUUCUUGGUCUGGAUGACAUACGUGCUGUACAGCCACAUAGUUCCACAAAUGACAUUGAGCCUACUCCCAUCUACCUAACUCAAUUUGCAAUGGAAAGCAUUGCAGUGAAGUUCCCUUACUUGGUUCAGAAAAAACUUAAGGAAGGCCAAGAAGUGAGACGAGUUGCACAACUCGACUGGAAAAUUAUUGAGGACCAUUGUGAAAAACCUUUUGUUGCAUCAGGCCUACAAUUUGUUCCUUUGCCAGUGAUGCAUGGGGAAGAUUAUGUCUGCUUGGGGUAUCUAUUUGGUGAACAGUGUCGAGUAGCUUAUAUAUCUGACGUGUCACGUUUUCUUUCAAGCACAGAGCAUUUGAUUUCAAAAGAUGGCGGUGGGCAGUUGGAUCUUCUUAUCUUGGACACAUUAUACAAGAAUGGAUCGCACAAUGUUCACUUGUGCUUGCCACAGUCUCUAGAAGCUGUAAAGAGGAUUUGUCCUAAACGGGCCCUAUUAAUUGGAAUGACUCAUCAGUUUGACCACCAUAAGGACAAUGAAUCUCUUAUGGAAUGGUCUAAGCGGGAAGGGAUACCUGUGCAGCUUGCGCAUGAUGGUUUGAGAGUCCCCUUAGACCUAUAAUAAGGUUGAUGUAAUCAUGUAUUGAGAUGAUACAUACUAUACAGUGUUCAACCCAUUGUGAUGGGAGGAAUUAGGUACCACAUGAUUGAUAUUCACGUUACUAUAAAUCUGUCUGAAGAGGUAAUACAAUUUUACGAGUGGGGCAGCAUUUAGUUACCAAAACCACUUAUUUUGAUGUACAUGUAUUUUUUUGCUCACCAAACUUGUAUUAUGGUGAGCUACUGAGCCUUGUUGUCUAUUUGAAAUGAUGAACCAUAUUGUUUUUAAAGAGUGUGGGAUAUAAAUUUGGAGGCAGACUCAAAUUUUAUAUAUUUACUUAAAUAACAAUAAUGUUAGAGCAGGUGAGGAUUGAUCACGUAA
Messenger RNA from Rosa rugosa (rugosa rose), 1382 nucleotides. RefSeq names its product putative hydrolase C777.06c. The record is from RefSeq and is a predicted model, not a curated record. The transcript has 10 exons. The coding region runs from base 57 to 1022 and encodes 321 amino acids. Lineage: Eukaryota; Viridiplantae; Streptophyta; Magnoliopsida; Rosales; Rosaceae.